AUGCGUAAUGAUAAUAAUAACCAAUCUGAUUACGGAACACGUAAUAAUGAUAACGACUUCUCCCAUAAGCCUACACGAGAUAAGAUCGACCUACCUGGUACAGAGCCGCGUGUCUUCAAAAUUCUUUUAUUAGGUGGAACUGGGACCGGAAAGUCUACCAUCAUCAACACGAUGACAAAUUACUUUUUAGACGGUACUCUUGAUGAACCAAAGAUUGUGAUUCCUUCAAAGUAUUACAAAGUUACCGAAAAAGGUAUCGUCGAAAUCUUGCAAAUCUUUUAUAUGGACAACCAAGCUUUUUGUACCAAUCCCGAAAUCUGGAAAGAUGACGAAAGUGAACGACAUACCGUUCAAUUUCAUUGGGAUAAGUCUAUCAAAACGAUCGGUAAUUUGUUAAAAGAAAUCACCAAGUUGUCUGCUACUUCGACUCAAGCAUUCGAAAACAUGAGAGACUUCAGAAACAAAAUCAAAUCCGAAAUCGUUAAAGUCACUCAAGACAUCGCAAAUAUUCAAAAAGUCCAGGACGCUCUUGAUGCUGCCCAGAAAGCUCUGCAAAAAACUGGAGAUCAAAAGAAAUCUUUCGCUAACUACACAAAGACAGAAUCAAUUAAACUUAAGAAAAUCGUUCGAGUUGAUUAUCAUAGUACCGUUUGUACCCUUCAUCUGACGAAAGACAUCGUUUGUCAUGAAGGGUGUGGACUUUCAGAAGUAACCGUCUCUGGAACUGAUCACUUUCUAUCUUGCUAUUGCAUGGGAUCAAACCAACUAUGUAAAGAAUGUGGUUGUGGACCUAAAAGCCAUUUUCACGACAAGGUCAAAUUAGUUGAAGAAACCAAAACAAUGAAUAAAGUUCUUGAAGAUAUGAAAGCACAAUACGAUAAUGCCAACCAACAACAUCAAAAAUACAGCAGUGAUGCAAACAAUUACCAAUCAUCCCUCGCAAACCUUCAAGCCGCUGCUAACGCUAAAUACGAAUACAUCCACAAACUUUGCCUUGAUUUAAGUAAAAUUUGUUCUCGAUUCAACUUUGUUGAUGAACUUCAUGCAAAUAUUGAGAGUAUGAGACAGGAUGCGAGAACAAUCCAGAAUAUCAAUCUACGAAAGAACGCUGAAAUGGAGAUCCAACGACUUGAAAAAUUGGCAAAUGAUUUGUCUUUAAAACGAGGCAGGACGUUUAAAUGA
This is a messenger RNA of Ambispora leptoticha, 1182 nucleotides long. Lineage: Eukaryota; Fungi; Glomeromycota; Glomeromycetes; Archaeosporales; Ambisporaceae. The record is from the annotation of a GenBank genome assembly.